AUGGGAAAAAAGCACAGGCUAGACGAAUGGCGUGGCGCUCCGUUGUACUUGCCCCGUGGAGUAACACUACCAGCGCAUCUUCGUCCACUAUUUAUGCCUAAUAACACUGCAUGGAGGCUUCAACUUCGGUAUCAGAAAUACCAGGAAAAAGUGCGAUCGUUACUCAAGAAAACAGACGCAAGUCAGCAACAAGAGCAUGCGGCUAGAGCCUCGGGUCGCGUUGUUGCUAUAUCAAGUAUGGCACUUGCACUUACUGUCAAGACAAAAGAGAAAAGUCCGGAACCAGUAAAAACUGCAUCAUUGUACCUUAAUACAGAGAAAUGGACACUAAAUCAAGAUUGGACGACGCUUCAGCAAGACACGAGACAAUUCAUGUCGGACACGAAAGUAAAGAGUGAUGGUCAACCGCCACGGGAAUAUGAAUUUGUGAAUAUUAUGGAGUCAACGUGGCUAUUGUCAUCUAUUGAACAACGCUGUGCUGCAAGAGCAAGUGAACAGACCACAAGUAGAUUUCAGCCAAGUUUGAUUCGUCAAUUAAUGGAUGUGAAGCUAGCAGUUGUAGAUCUGCUAUUUAUCUCUCGUGCUGGUACUGACGUAAAUCUUCGAGGUCGAACACCAUUGUCUGCUAACAAACAUUAUCAGAAUCUUCUUACUCGAGUCACAACAUCUAGUACAAUGGAAAUAGAGCAAGUAAAGCACAUAUUUGAGAAUUUAAAGUCCGAUAUGGUUCUCCCAGCAGUCAAAUGUCUUGGCUGGCUUCUUACGAAGAUGUGGCGUCUACUUUUUCAUGGUCUUUACGUCGAUGUUGAGUCUUUACAUCGCGUACGUCGUGUACUUGAAGGAUCUGAAGGAGAUGUCAGUAUUGUCUUUGCACCUACACACAAAAGCCAUUUGGACUAUUUGAUUAUUAGUUAUUUAUGCUUUGCAUAUGGCAUUCCAUUACCCCGCAUUGCAGCUGGAAACAAUUUAAAUAUUCCACUUGUUGGUAAAUUUUUGCGUGCAAAUGGAAGUUUCUUUAUUCGUCGAUCGUUUCGAGAUGAUUUGCUUUACAAAGAAGUGCUGGAAAAUUACGUUCAUGAGUUAUUGUACGAUGGCAAUCCUAUUGAAGUCUUUCUUGAAGGUGGUCGUUCACGUCAUGGUCGAGUUUGUAAACCUCGUUUGGGAUUUAUGUCAAUGUUUCUAAAUUAUGUAAAGCAAAGGACACCGCAAGAGUCUGGCAACGAGGACGACACUUUGAAGAAAACGAUUCUGGUUGUUCCGAUUUCACUUGACUACGAGAAAGUAUACGAAGUUGAUGGAUACGCUAAUCAGUUGCUUGGUAAACCCAAAGAAAAGGAAAGUCUCGUGGGUUUACUUCGGUCGAUGUGGGAUCUUUUCUUCGUACGUCUUGGCCACUCAUACGUCCGAUUCGGUGAGCCUGUACCAUUAACACACACAUCUUCGCUUGAGGAAUCGGCAAAUCUUGUGGCUGAGCGGAUGCAAAUAUCAGGAACUAUCACUUCAACUGCAAUUGUUUCAGCAUUACUGAUGUGGAAACGUGCGUACAUGACAACUGCAAUGCUUGAAAGUCGCACAUUUUGGCUUGUUGGUGAGUUAAAAAAGCGUAAAGCAACGGUAACACACGUUGACAUCGAUGCUAUCGCUGCUCACGCAUUGUCCAUAUUAAAUAUUGAGGUUAUGGUUAAUGAUAUUGUCACGCCUCACUUGCGUUGCCCAGUACGAGCGCUUGAGCUUGGCUUUUACCGAAAUCACUUGCUGCAUAUUUUCUUACCUGACAUGGCUGUGAUUAGUGCGCUGGAUACGGUUUUACGAUGGCAAAGCUUCAGAUGUGAUGGAUGUAAUGAGACUUUGCGGAAAAUCGAUAUCGAAGCAGUGAAGCUAGAGGCUCGAAAGAUCUGGCAAUUUUUGCGUCACAUUUGUCGUCAUGCAAUGAUUAACGUUGAUACCCGCGUGGAUAGCUUUCUUACUGAGCAUUUCACGAGUUGUGUGGACGAAACCUCGGCCACGGUGGUAGUGGCUAUGAACACUUGGAACCGCAUGAAGCUUGUGAGUUUUGUGUUGUCGUUAAAUUGGUCGUUCAUGGACUCGUGGUGGCUUACGAUUCAAGGCCUUUGGAGUUUAUCUGAUUGUGUUGAGAAUACUAUUACAGAGCGUGAAAUUAUACGACGGGUGCAAACCUUAGCAAAAAAGUUAUUUUCACGCCAACAGCUUUUCCAUGCCGAGGCCUUAUGCAGUGAGAGUAUCAAACAGACUUUAGGCUUUUUAGCUGAAUGUAAUGUUGUGCAUUUCGAGCAGUCACAAGACAGCACAUCACGAAGUAUUCGUCUCAAUUUGAAGACUGAAGCUUUGGAAUAUCUGACUCGAGAGGUGAAUGCACGUCGAAAACCGCAAAAGUUUUUAUGGCGUCAAGACGAGCAACCACAUAAUCUGACGCGUGAAGAAGCUCUGACAUUGCUCAAAUGUAACGCUCCACUUUAG
This is a messenger RNA of Plasmopara halstedii, 2478 nucleotides long. RefSeq names its product acyltransferase domain containing protein. NCBI's taxonomy places the organism in Eukaryota, Oomycota, Peronosporomycetes, Peronosporales, Peronosporaceae. Bases 1 to 2478 code for a protein of 825 amino acids. The record is from RefSeq and is a predicted model, not a curated record. Gene Ontology annotation, cellular component: mitochondrial membrane. The transcript has a single exon.